This is a messenger RNA of Pollicipes pollicipes, 943 nucleotides long. Its product is annotated as U11/U12 small nuclear ribonucleoprotein 35 kDa protein. The transcript is spliced from 4 exons. Gene Ontology annotation, biological process: mRNA splicing, via spliceosome. Gene Ontology annotation, molecular function: snRNA binding; mRNA binding. The record is from RefSeq and is a predicted model, not a curated record. The coding region runs from base 101 to 943 and encodes 280 amino acids. Gene Ontology annotation, cellular component: precatalytic spliceosome. NCBI's taxonomy places the organism in Eukaryota, Metazoa, Arthropoda, Thecostraca, Pollicipedomorpha, Pollicipedidae.
CAACUGGAGUGAAUGACCCUGAAAAUGGCUGUCUUAGUUCCAAACCUGUAUAAAUGUCAAUCAGUUCCUUAAAAGCUGUUUCCAUGAUCUGCUUUCAGACAUGGACCACAGGAAGCCACCACCAGGACGUUUUUUUACUGAUUAUUACUGUCCGAUCGAAGCUGGCUACAAGGACAGAUCUGGUGUUUUGCCCUAUGACAAAGCUGCCAGUCGGGCCCUAGCUGCCACCUAUCAGAAGCCAAGGGAUGUAAAGGGAUCUGAAGAAAGGACAUUGUUUGUGGCAAGGCUUUCUCGUGAAACUGAGGAGGCUGAUAUAGAGAAGGCGUUCGGCCGGUUCGGCGAACUGCGUGAGAUCCGCCUGCUCCGGGACCUGGUGACGGGCGCGCCCCGAGGCUACGCGUUCGUCGUGUUCAACCGGCGGCGGGACGCGGCCGCCGCGCGCGCCGCCUGCCGCCGCCUUUGUGGCGGUCUCGGCGGCAGGAAGGAGUCAGGUCAGCUGCGCUUCGGCGGCGUGGCGCGACCCUUCGUCCUCAACCCCCCGGCCGUCCGGGGCUGGGAGGGGGCGGCGGGGUCCCGACAUCCUGACCGGGACGGAGGCGCAGCGUCGCACCGGUCCGACCGGGACGGCUCCGGCGCGUCCCGUCGGUUGGACCACGAUGAUUCGGCCGUACCGCGCCGGUCCGGCCGGGACGACCCGGACCGCUGGGACCCGGACCGCCGGGACCCGGACCGUCAGGACCCGGAACGUCAGGGCCCAGACCGUCGGGACCGAGACCGUCGGGACCCUGACCGCUCGGACCCGGACCGCCGGGACCCGGACCGUAGGGACCCUGAUCGCCGGGACCCGGACUGUGAGGACCCGGAACGUCGGGACCCGGACCGCCGGGACCCGGACCGCCGGGACCCGGACCGUCAGGACCCGGAACAAAUCCCGAAGGCGUAA